This is a messenger RNA of Cuscuta campestris, 2072 nucleotides long. The record is from the annotation of a GenBank genome assembly. Lineage: Eukaryota; Viridiplantae; Streptophyta; Magnoliopsida; Solanales; Convolvulaceae.
GCUUUAAAAGAAAAACAUUGCUUCUAACUCCAGAAAGAGAGUGUUCCAUUCCACUCCUUCCUCUGUUUUGUUAUAAUUAAGAAUCCCUCCAUUAACACCUCUCUCUCUUUCUCUCUCUAGAAUCCGCCAUUUUUGAUCAAAUCUCUGCAAGUUUUUUUUAAAGAAGAAGAAGAAGAAGAAGAAGAGAAGGUAUAGUAAAUGGUGAUGGGGAAGAAUGGUGUGUUAUUUGUGGUGGUAACCUUAACUCUGCUGCUCCUCGGGUGUUCUUCUUCUUCUUCAGCUGCUCCUCCUGCCGCCAAAAUUGUUGGCGCGGUCGUCACGAAUGUUGUCUCACUUUUCAAAUUGUUGUGGUCACUCAAAUCAACCACAUCACCAACACCCAAACCAGUGGUGUCGAGCCGUUCAACGAUGAAAUUUGAAAGUGGAUACACAGUGGAGACAGUAUUUGAUGGAAGCAAAGUAGGAAUUGAGCCUUUCUCGGUGGAGGUUUCCCCGGCCGGAGAGGUCCUCAUUUUGGACUACCAAAACAGCAACAUCUAUAAGACCUCCUCUCCCCUUUCUCGGAAUAGCCGUCCGAAGCUGGUGGUCGGAUCGCCGGAAGGGUACACCGGUCACGUUGACGGGAAGCUAAGAGAAGCAAAGUUGAACCAUCCCAAAGGGUUUGCCGUCGACGACGCCGGAAACAUAUAUGUUGCAGAUACUAUGAAUUCGGCAAUCCGGAAAAUCAGUGAUUCUGGAGUGGUGACAAUAGCGGGCGGAGGGAAAUGGGCCCGAGGAGUGGCCCACAUGGACGGGCCCAACGAAGAUGCGAAAUUUUCGAGCGAUUUCGAUUUGGUUUACGUUGGAAGCAGUUGCUCCCUUUUGGUGAUAGACAGGGGAAAUCAGGCGAUUAGAGAGAUUCAACUUCACCAGGAUGACUGUUCUGAUCCCCAUUAUCAUCAUCGUCGUCAUCGUCAUCGCGAGGACGACGAUGACGACUCCAAUCUCCACCAUCUAGGUAUAGCACUGCUUGCCACGGCUGUUUUUUUAGGUUACAUGAUCGCAUUGGUGCAACGUAGAAUGGCAGCUCUGUUUUCAUCUCACAGUGAUCUUGAGACUCCGACAAGGGGCAUUUUGCCACCACCAUCUCAAUAUCAGCUGAACGCGAAGCCGAUUAGGCCUCCGUUGAUCCCGCCGCCGGCGGAGGAUGACGACGAAUACGAGAAAACUGGCGAGAACCUGUUCGUUUCAAUUGGGAGACUCUUUGCCGCCGCAAGCGCGUCCGUGUUUGAAAUCUUCGGAGGGAUGUUCUCGAGGUCGAGACCUAAUAAAAAGUCUCGACCUCAACAGCAUCACCACCACCACCACCGCCUUCAACAUUACCCUUCUUACCCUAAUUACGACAACCCCCCGGUCGCUCGGCCCUUGCAAGAGAGCUACGUGAUCCCGCGCGAAGAAGAGCCGCCGCACUUGGAGCCCGUGGACCCGACCCCGAGAAAUUCGUACUCUCACACCCCCCUGAAAGACGUCGAGAGGGCUCGUCAUUUCAAGCAGAGCCGUCCCAACGCCACUUACAGUGGGUGGACUGGCGAUCCGCGACAACAACAACUGCAACAACAACAACAACAACAUCAGCAACAACAUUAUUAUCAACAACAACAACAGCAACAACAACAACAGUUUCAACAAUUGCAUCGUCAUCAAAAACACCGGGCCCCGAGCCCGCAGACUUACAUCGAAAAGAGUUGCGAGACGAAAGAGAUCGUUUUCGGGGCAGUCCAAGAGCAGGACGGACGUCGGGAGGCGAUGGUGAUUAAAGCGGUCGACUAUUCCGACCCCGCGGCUUUCAAUCGUUACAAUGUCCGGUCGAGGUACAACUAUAAUGCCACCUAUUCACAUGGUUACAAUUAACAGUGUAGUGUGCACUCAAACAUCUAUGUUUUUUGUUUUGUGGUCAGGAAGAGAAUUGACAUAUGUUUGUUUCCCUUUGUUGGUUUCUUACCUGACAUAUGUAACAUAUGUAAAACCAAACUUCAUAUAGUAACUUAGUUCAAAUCACAUGUUGCUUUCAUCAUUAAACUCACUUGGCAUGA